Ostrea edulis (European flat oyster) is the source of this 5675-nucleotide messenger RNA. RefSeq names its product neurogenic locus notch homolog protein 1-like. The record is from RefSeq and is a predicted model, not a curated record. Bases 63 to 1100 code for a protein of 345 amino acids. Lineage: Eukaryota; Metazoa; Mollusca; Bivalvia; Ostreida; Ostreidae. The transcript is spliced from 7 exons.
CUCCAACAAGGAAGGAAACCUUUUUGUAAGAUAUAAUUUUGUCUUCUUGGUUAUCAUCCACAAUGUACAGACGGUGGAUAUAUAUGUGCCUUGUAUUCUACCUUACUUUGGAAACUUCUUAUUCACAGUGUUAUGACGACAAAACCUGUGAAUGUCACUGCAAUUGUUGUUCAAACUGCCUUGGAUUUUAUUGUACCUCGUGCAACAGAGAAGGCUGGAGUGGUUUAACUGCCAACGGAUGUCAGAGAAAGAAUAUAGCUUAUAAUCAGACAACAUAUCAAAAAUCCACAAAUACGGAUUCAAGCAAUGCAGUAGAUGAAAAAAUCUCAACAUACUCUAGGACUGAAGUUCAGAAAAAUCCUUGGAUAAAAGUGAAGUUUGAUAAAAUCCAAAGAGUGAAACACAUGUUCAUAACACUUUCGGCGGGAAUUGGAAGUUACUUUGUCUAUGUGAAGAAUUCGUCAAAUGAGAAUUUAGAUAGAGAAUCUUUGUGUGCCAGAAUACAGAAUAAUGAACGUCAGUCAUUGAAAUGGAACAUUACAUGUAAAAAUGACCAAGCAAUUACCGGUGAUCAAAUUGUCAUUUUGAGGGAAACAACAAGAGGAAGUUUGAUCGUGUAUGAUAUCAAAGUGUUUCAAUGCAGCACAGGAACAUAUGGGUACUUGUGUGACAAGACGUGUGUAAAGUGUAUGGACAAUCAAUGUGACGGAUUCACGGGAGUUUGCAUAAAAGGCUGCAAGAGUGGUUGGUAUGGAGACAGGUGUGACGUAGAAUGCCCCUCUGAUUGUGAAAGUGGUUCCUGUGCCAGUGGUAACAACUGUACACGAUGUUUACCGGGAUAUCACGGGAUAUUUUGUAAUGAAUUAAUACCGUCAAAUAGUACGUCAUCAACAACGCCUUAUGUCUACGUUGUCGCCGUCCUUGGAGGUCUGUUACUGGUACUGACAAUUACACUGGUUACAUUCUUUGUGAAACGAAAAAGGGAGCGAGAAAGAACGAUUCGGAUGACUUAUCAAACUGUCCAAGUCGGCUGCCAAAAAACUGACCAUGACUACGAAUGUGUUAGCAUUGAACAUGAUUAUGGAACUAUCGAUUCCUGAGAGCUGUGUCACAAAUGAAGGAGUUAAAGACAAAAAUAUACAUAAAGGAACAUGUAAAAUUUCGUUCCAUUACUAUUUUACUACGUGAUUCAAAUACAUACAAGUCAGACUCUCUCUCUCUCUCUCUCUCUCUCUCUCUCUCUCUCUCUCUCUCUGUGUGUGUGUGUGUGUGUGUGUGUGUGUGUGUGUGUGUGUGUGUGUGUUACUGUUAAUGUUAUACAACUCUUCCUUGUGAUCAGUAUAUUUGUUACGGUAUGUGUGUAUCCGAUGUUUUGUAAGAUUUACUGAGUCAAACAAAGUGUUUCCUGCAACACUGUAGUUCUUCUAAAAAUGUUGGACCUACCAGAAAAUCUUCAAUAUGCAGUAUUUUUUUCCUGGGCGCCAUUGGCAUCUUAUAUCGUGUAUUUUUGUAUCGUUGUCUCAAAAUUUUAUAUCAAAUCAUUUCUAAGAUAUGUUCCCACAACACUUGUGCAAAUCUAAAACUCGCAGGUUAAAAUAUUUUUUGUUUGUUAACGAAGUCAUGUAAUGAAUACUUCCUGCAAAUUAUCCAUUUCAAACUAUGUUACUUGGAUGCGUCAAAACAAAUGAAGUGCUUUUUAUGUGGAAAAAAGAAAUAUACGUUUAAAAUAGAAACAAAAAACAAUUAAGUUGGGGAUGGGUUAGGAGUAUCAACUUCUUAUACCAAACUUAAUGCUAUGCCAGGUCACUGGGUUCCAAGGCAAUCGGUCAAGUCCUCCGGGUCCCCCCUCUCUCUCUCUCUAUCUGUGUGUGUGUGUGUGUUAAAUUGCGAUGGGUAAUUCGGCGGAAAUUAUCAUGAAUAAAUUGAGAAUUCAAACUUUCUAAAAUUAAAAUGUCGGUGCUUCAUGAUCAGCAAAUGAAUGUAUUUUAUAUAUCCAUAUCAGUUAACGUUAAGGAUAAUAAUAUGAGCUAUUUUAGGAUGUUAUAAGGAGAUAAUUUUAAAGAUUUUUGUGUCAUUACUCCUCCCAAAUGCGAAAGAGUAUAAAUAUUGCGAUAAUUUAUCACUUCAUCGUACCAUUUCUUGCUACUGGACUGGUAGGCUGCGUUAUUUCAAGUGCCAAUCCAUUAAAUAUUACCUAUUUUUACACGAAGUGUUGUAUAUAUAUGUCGUAUUUUGAUUUUCGCUUUGUUUUAAACAUCUCCAAAUUGUUUUAUUCGGAACACCUUUGCACAUGCAAUUUCCGAAGGUAUUUAGCGUCAAAGUGUCACAAAGAAAAGAAAGAAAACUUAUCUAAUAUUGACAUAAACGUCAAAUUAGGCUACAGCGUCUUGGUAACCCUCAAGACUAUUUUACAAACAUACGAUGUAAAGCAAAACAUUUAUAAACCUUCACCUUAUACAUGUAUAUAUCAAAGCUUAUUUUUUCCUUAAAGGAAAAGUAACUUAAGGAUCUUGUUCACAUUUCAGGUCGUAUUAUACUGCCAUUAAAUAGCUUUUUUUUGUAAUUCAUUUUUUUUAAUUUAUUCAUUUUGUGUUUGUUUUCACAAUAAAUAAACAUUUACAUAUCCACAACACAUGAUAAUAUAGUAUACACAUAUUUCAAGCAACUACAAACGUGUGUAUAUUUAGAUAUGUAUAUAGUGUGAAAAGUUUUUAACAAAAUUAAAUAGCUUUCAUCUCCAAAGUAAAACAUAAUAAGUCGUCUGUAGAAUAUGAUAUUUGCAUUUAUGAAUUUCUUUUUAAAUUGUGCUUUGCAUUAGCCCUCUGUAAGUCAUGUACAUAAAAUAGUUUUAAAGGACAGUAUGAUAUCAAUAUUGAUAUUAUAUAAAGAUGUGAUUGAACAGUUAUCAAUACGUGAGUGAAAAUUUGGUCCAUGUAAUACACAAUAGCUAUAAUUCAGAAUACACUCUGUUUGCAAUCUUAACGGUUUGCACAAUGAAAGGUAAAGAUAACAAACAGUGAUCAAUCUCAUUACUCCUAUAAGCAAUACAAAAUAAAGAGUUGGGCAAACACGGAACCCUGGAUAUACUAGAGGUGGGAUUAGGUGCCUACGAGGAAUAAGCAUCCCCUGUCGACCGGUCACACCCGUCGUAAGCCCUAUAUAUCGAUCAGAUAAACAGAGUAAUCUGUGGUCAAAAUCAGUGUGCCAAGAACGAUCUAAUAAUCGGCAAGAAACACGUCAGACAAUAUUGAACCAAAUGAUACAUGUAGGUUGUAUUGGCAAAUUAGAUCGUUAUAACUGUCAUAGAAUUUGCAAAAUGCUGACCUUAAACGAGACGAAACCCUGCGCCAUCAACUUGUUUGUCAGUAGCCUGCCUCGAUUUAAAAACUGAUCAUACGCAGGACACCUUGCGUAUAUCGAAUCAGUUGAGAGAUAUAAACACUAUCUACAGAUAAUACUAGAAUAUUGCUACAUAAAUAUGGGAAGUUGACGAUGGAUAAGCUGAAAUCAUCCCGUUUGUCAUAAAGAUGGGUGGUUAGUUUGCCGUUAGUAUCGAUUUCCAAUAAAAUAUCUAACUAUGAAGCAAAACUGGACGACUCUGGGGUGUCUUUUAUUUCGAAUUCACGGGUAUUUUGAUUGAUUGAUUUUGAUCUUGCGUCGUUUCCUCAAUAUUUCAGUCAUUUUACGGCGGUUAACUAGUUGAAAUAUGUUUGGUUGUGGGUGUUUGAUUUUCUCUGACCGCAUCCAGUGAGUCUCCUCUUUUUCAAAAAUCGGGGAAACGAUCUUUUGUGUGCCAAGGGGGUUGUGAUCCUUGACACGGGACACCGUUUAACGUCUCAUCCGACGGACAUUUAACGGGGAUAUAUCGAUUCGACAUAUGAAUGAAAAUUAUCAUUGUUUAUAGAUAAAACAUCGUUGAUAUAUCUAAAUGUCGAAUUCAAGACCACAGCAAGAAUUUUUUUCUUCUCACGUAAAAGUUUUGUAAUAACUUCUGCUUCAUAGGAAUAUAAAACCAGGUCAGCUAACAAAGGAGCACAAUUCGUGCCCAUGGGAAUUCUAACAGACUGUUGGAAGACCUGAUCACCAAAGACUACGAAGAUAUUGUCAAUGAGGAACUGCAGCAUAUUUUUUAUUUCAACUUCAGAGUACUCGUGCAUGGAACCAGAGUGGUGUUUAACAAAGUAAUCUUUCGGAUGAUUGAUCACUAGAUAUGAAUAUUUGCGUUUUCCAUUUUUGUUGAACAUGCAACUGUUAAUGACGUCAAAUAGUCUAGUCUUUAAUUAAUUUAUGUUGUUGAUUUGAAAAAAGUCUUGCGAUUUCAAGUUUACUAAAAGUUCUUUAGAGUUUUUUAGAAUUCACAUUUGAUUUACACCACUUCUGGCAUAAUUAUGUAGUCGCACAGUAAGUUUGAAGUUUCUCUUUCACAGUUGUUAAUAUUUUCGUGAGGAGCAAAGAUAGAGGCUUCGUAGAGCACUUACUGGAUCCAGCAGUGUAUCUUUGAUUGUAAGGGUCCAAAAGAAACUAAAAGCAAAGGAAGAAAAGAAAGUACAUAUCCAGCUGAAUAUUUUCUCCUGCGUUGGAGAAAUGGUCGAAUCACAGCAAAAGUCAUGAUUUCGGUUACAGAACACUAGUACUUAGGGACGCAGGACUUUCUCUCCCCCUCCCUGUAUUUUUAUUACCUCCAGGAGUAGGUUGGAGUCAUAAUAGAGGAUUUUAGCUUUUCAUAAAUGUCUUUAAAAUUCUUCAUCCCCUAGGCACCUGAUCCCACCUCUGAUAUAUCAAGGGGUCCGUGUUUGUUCAACUUUCUAUUUUGCAUUCUUUAUAGGAGUUAUGAGAUUGAUUACUGUUCCUUAUCUUCACCUUUCAUCUCAACAACAGCAGGUCGAUGAAUACAAUGUAGUUAUCUUAAUAUGGAAUCAUUCUCCGGUAGUUCAAAUUGAAUUUCGUUCAAUUCAAGUCAGAUUUGGAAUAUACAGGAUAUCAAUUAAAACAAAUUCUUUUCAAAACUAGCAGGGCCACACUAAUCAUAUUAAAAACAAAUGUCCCUAUUUUGAAUGAAUUCAAGUUUGUUUUUUUUCUUCAAAUCAUUAAGUUAUUGAAAGGACAUAGGCACGAUUUGAGCUGAAAAUUAAGAUUUUUUUUUUUCAUUUUUAUUGUUUAAAAUGCUGAACUAAAUUAUUUCUAAUCGUCAACAAAAUUUGAAUAUCAGUUGUUGAGUUAUAAGUGAGAUACAUCAUUCACCGACAGAAACUGGACGAUGGAAUAAUUAUAAUGUUAAUAGGGAAAAUAGAACAUGCUGUUUAUGUAACGUAGAUAAUGUAGGUGAUGAAUACAUUAUAUUAUGCAUUGGGAAAAGUUUGAACAUGAAAGAAAAGCAUUUGUACCAAAAUAUUAUUGAUCAUGACCAAAUGCUUUCAAAUUUUACAAUGUUUUCUCUACACAGAACGAUUUGUUGUUAAACACUAUAUUCAAAUUUAUAAAAACCGUAAACGAGACGGUCUAUCCUCCUGGUUAGUCAACUGUUAUGGUAUUUGAUACUUGCAAUACAUGUAUAUAUAAACACUGUCUUCUCUGCUCUGUUUACGCAUACUUAUAAUUGUAUUAAAUUGUUUUUGUUUAUAUGUUCUAUAUGUUGUGACUUUCAACUGAGAAAAAUAAACUCAUUCAUUCAUGAA